CAUACAUCCUACUGACAAACUGCUCACAUGCCAACUAUACUUGUUAACCAUCUCACGAUUCACCAACUAUACUCGAUUCACACUGAUUACAUACUGACGACUGACGAUUGGCCCGACUAGACUUGCCCCCGACUUGCCCAGAUGACAAGCUUUAUCAGAAAUCUGUACGAUUUCUUCCUAGACCAUGACGAAGCGCUAAACCACCUUCCCGCAAUCCUCGAUCAACAAGCCGCCGAGCAAUCCCUAGGCGGUGUCCGUUUUUCCAACGAAUGGCUCCAGCAACGUACCAAGAUCGACCUGUUCCUCAAAGAACAUACCGAUGAAUCCCUCACCAUGGCCCUCAAAAUAUUUGCAAAAGUGAUAGAUACCCUCGACCUGUAUGCACCCGCUCUAAAAGGUCUGACAGACGUACACGCCUACGCAUGUGAAACCCUGGAGAGUAUCAUCUUCGAUCAGCGAAAAGCGGAUCAGAGGGGUCAAGCCGCUGCUUUCUUGUACGGCCAAGCCAUGGCAAUGUCCACACUCACCGCUGAAGCUGUCACACUCGCCAUCGAGAACCUUCUCCCAAGGGGCGGCCACACCGCGUCCAACCUCGCACUCUGCAUCAUCCUCGGCGUCGAACGCUCUAGCCCGCUCUUGUUCGAGAGCCAUUUACCAGAGUUACUGCGACAAGUCCAGAUGGCUGCGUUCUCCAGCGAGGACAAAUCGGUCCCGCAGGAAGCCCUCAUCCGCGCCCUCAAAAUCUACUCUCCCUCCGAAAAAGCUUCAUCCUGCCAGCUGAUCCUCCAUGCCACCCAUGCGCUGCUUGUGGCUAGUAUGCAGCUAUGUCGCUGUCCGCCAACGGGUGAUGUACGUGAAUUCACGGACGAAGAGGGCCGGGGGAAAGCAGAGAUGGGCGUGUUUUGGACUUGUUUCCUGAUUGAACAUAUGCCGAUGACACUCCGCACGGACCUCGCCCAUCGAUACCCAUCGACAAUCCGUUCCCUCCCUAUAUUCACGCUCCUCCUCCCGCUCUCGCCUCACUUACCCCCACCCUGCCAGGCAGCGUUAUGUUCGGCUUUACCGUUGUUGGCGACGUGGGACACGGCCCAGUUUGUGGAAUCGCCAUUGUUUGAGAGGACGGUCGGGUUCAUGUCAGGCAUGGCUAUGGAUUCGAGUGAGAGUUUGGGCGAGGGCGAGGGAGAGAUAGACGCCAUGAACGGUCUCGGCCAGUUGGCCACCAUCGUCCUCGAUCGAUUCGAGCCUUUCAUCCAAGACAUUGGCCAUAUAGCUCUUCAUGCUCUAUCCCACGCCAAAUCCGGUGCCAAACCAAAGACGCAAAGAGCAGCCCAACAUCUUCUCGCCCGACUCCUCGCCUCCCAAGGCCCCACCACGCUCCACAUCAUGGUCGAGUACCUCCACUCGCCACACCAUGUCCUGCUGGACGAUGUGGAACUGUUGGAGAUGAUUGCCACGCUUUUACCGAAUUUGGCAAAGAGGAUUGUACAGACGCUGACGGAUAUUAUUGAUGCACUGCUUCAUGAUGGUGAGGAGAAGAAGAAGGGUGAUGAUGAUAGUGGGGGGAAAGGGGACAGGGAGUAUAGAAGGGAGAGUGUCCUAGAGGCUUUGAAUGUCUUUCCUCUACGUGACAUCGAUCUGGCGACGAGAGCGCAAAAACUCGUCUUGGAAAGCCUAGAAGAAGAUAACGGGAAACAAGUGGUCAUUGCGGCUUUGCAACUGGCUACCAACCCCAUCGUCGCCACACCUUGUAUCAUGCGCAAUCUGACUUUUAAGAUUGCCCAACUCCUUCUCGCCGACGACCUGUCUAUAGUCCAUACAGCUCUCUCCGUCCUGUCCAACCCCACACUCGCGAGCAUGCUCGACGAAAGGUCCUGUUCCAUGAUCCUCCUCGCCCUCCAUCAAUCCCUCGAACCGAGUGUCCAAAUCAUUGCCGCCAAAUUACUCGCCCAUCUCACCACGGCCCAUCGGGCAAUCGUCCAGCCCUUGGCUUGGAGUCAUAUAAGGCAAAGUUUACGACUGAUUGAUUUUCUAGAAAGCGUUGAUCCCAUAAAAGCGGUAAUUGAAGCUUGCAUCAUAAGUAACCUCUUACCCGCCCUCCCACCAAGCUUGCAUAAAAAGUAUGUGGCCCCUGUGAAAGAUCUUAUCAUGACCGGUCUUCGUCGUCCUUGCGAACCGCACGUCCUCUCUCUCAUCUUCCAGGGCCUUUCCAACCUUGCCCGUUUUGAAGGUUAUUCAUCAUUACAACAGUCCCAGCUUGUCCAAGAUCUCCUAGAGAUGACACACGAGAUACCCAAGGAAUGCCAACAUGCAGCUUUAAAUGCGAUUUCAAGCUUGUUGAGUGUGCCGAAAGACGGGUUGGAUGUCUAUGAGUUGUUGGUCAAGGUGCAUGCGAAUUUUGGUGGGGGGAGAGGAAAGGGGUUGGAUAAUGAUUUGAAAGCGUUGGUAAGUGGGAUAUAUGGACAUCUGGGGACUGUUGAAAGGAAUCCUGUCAUCAGCCGCGAUUCAAAAGCGGCAAUCAAUCGUGAAAUGCUCAACUAUCCGUCCAGAACCACCCAUGCCUCCCGCAUUUCCGAGAUUCGGGACCGUUACGGAGCUUUACACCCCACCACCAUCAACACCCUCCUCGCGGAAAACCUCCUUAUGGCACUUUCAACGUCGCUUAAAGCUACAGAUGACCGAUCACUUGUGCUUGAGACCAUGUCCUGUCUCGGUAUUCUACAACCCCGUGCCAUACCUAGCUUGAUUCCUGAUCUUCCAGACCUUAUCAUGAGUGAACUGAAAUAUGCUCUCAAGUCGAGGGAUAGCGCAAGAGAUGCCAACUCCACCAAUGUGAGCGCGGGGUUGCUGUUUUUGAGCAGUACAAUGCACACCAGUGGGGUGUGGAUGGAGCGAUAUUGGGGGGAUAUGGAAGAGCUAAUGGGAGAGUGCGUCAAGAAUGGAGAAGCAUUGCCGGUGCUGAGAGGACUGGAUCUUGUUUUGGCCGCGAUCAACGACUAGACAAAAAUCGUAUUAAUGUACAAUGUACUAUCAGUUGUUUACCAGUUGUCAACUAUGCACUUUGCACUUCGUUCCUG
Molecule: messenger RNA, 3074 nt
Organism: Cryptococcus deneoformans JEC21
Lineage: Eukaryota; Fungi; Basidiomycota; Tremellomycetes; Tremellales; Cryptococcaceae
Product: expressed protein
Exons: 14
Coding region: 142-2997 (951 amino acids)
Source: RefSeq, a predicted model, not a curated record